UUGUGUCUGGGUGAGUGAGGAUCUGAAGCUGAUAUCAGAAGCAAUGCUGACGGUGGGGUCUGAAGUCAGGAUGUGAACAGGUAGGGGACAGUGUUUGGUACCCCAGGGUUCUUGGGGAGCCUCAGGUGUCACCUGUUCCGCCCCCCCCCAAGGCCCACGAGCGGCUGGAGGAGACCAAGCUGGAGGCCGUGCGGGACAACAACCUGGAGCUGGUGCAGGAGAUCCUCCGGGACCUGGCCCAGCUGGCAGAGCAGAGCAGCACGGCCGCCGAGCUGGCCCGCAUCCUCCAGGAGCCCCACUUCCAGUCCCUCCUGGAGACACACGACUCUGUGGCCUCAAAGACCUAUGAGACACCACCCCCCAGCCCUGGCCUGGAUCCCACCUUCAGCAACCAGCCGGUGCCUCCCGACGCAGUGCGCAUGGUGGGCAUCCGCAAGACCGCUGGAGAGCAUCUGGGCGUGACGUUCCGUGUGGAGGGCGGCGAGCUGGUGAUCGCGCGCAUUCUGCACGGGGGCAUGGUGGCCCAGCAAGGCCUGCUCCACGUGGGCGACAUCAUCAAGGAGGUGAACGGGCAGCCGGUGGGCAGCGACCCCCGCGCGCUGCAGGAGCUCCUGCGCAGCGCCAGCGGCAGCGUCAUUCUCAAAAUCUUGCCCAGCUACCAGGAGCCCCAUCUGCCCCGCCAGGUAUUUGUGAAAUGCCACUUUGACUAUGACCCUGCGAGGGACAGCCUCAUCCCCUGCAAGGAAGCGGGCCUGUGCUUCAGUGCUGGGGACUUACUGCAGAUUGUAAACCAGGACGACGCUAACUGGUGGCAGGCAUGCCAUGUGGAAGGGGGCAGCGCUGGGCUCAUCCCCAGCCAGCUGCUGGAGGAGAAGCGGAAAGCCUUUGUCAAACGGGACCUGGAGCUGACACCCACUUCAGGGACCCUGUGUGGCAGCCUUUCAGGAAAGAAAAAGAAGCGAAUGAUGUAUUUGACUACCAAGAACGCAGAGUUUGACCGCCACGAGCUGCUCAUUUACGAGGAGGUGGCCCGCAUGCCCCCCUUCCGCCGGAAAACCCUGGUGCUGAUAGGAGCCCAGGGCGUGGGCCGGCGCAGCCUGAAGAACAAGCUCAUCAUGUGGGAUCCAGACCGAUACGGCACCACGGUGCCCCGUGAGUGUGGGCUGGGCCCUGCUGGGCGCGGGGCAGCGUGGCGUCCGUCCCUGAGCGGGCCUCUGCAUGGGUAUCAAGUCAAGUGGUACUUUGGGGGAAGUGUGGGGGAUGCGCCCUCUGGGGGUGAUGGGGGAACUGCAGGCUGAAGAGGGUUUGGGAGGCUGUGGCCUGGGUGGGCUGGGCUCCUCUCCUCUCGUGUUUCACUUGCUAAAAACCCAGCUGGAAACCCAUAUGAA
This is a messenger RNA of Ailuropoda melanoleuca (giant panda), 1388 nucleotides long. RefSeq names its product MAGUK p55 subfamily member 2-like. The record is from RefSeq and is a predicted model, not a curated record. Bases 420 to 1298 code for a protein of 292 amino acids. NCBI's taxonomy places the organism in Eukaryota, Metazoa, Chordata, Mammalia, Carnivora, Ursidae. Gene Ontology annotation, molecular function: protein binding. The transcript has 7 exons.